Molecule: messenger RNA, 1878 nt
Organism: Torulaspora globosa
Lineage: Eukaryota; Fungi; Ascomycota; Saccharomycetes; Saccharomycetales; Saccharomycetaceae
Gene: RUP1
Product: Rup1p
Exons: 1
Coding region: 1-1878 (625 amino acids)
Biological process (GO): protein deubiquitination
Cellular component (GO): nucleus; cytosol
Molecular function (GO): protein binding
Source: RefSeq, a predicted model, not a curated record
AUGAAUGAUAUGGAUGCGAUCCGGUCGUUGAUGGAGAUGGGCAUUGCCCGAGAUGUUGCCGAGGAGGCGCUGAAGAGGACAGACGGUGAUGUGGAGGCGGCUGGGAAUCUUAUCUUUUCUAAUGAGUUGCCCGCUGGGAUUUCGGAGAAUGUUGGUCAGAGUGCUCAUGUGGAACUGCCUGCUGCAGCGGGGGAUGGCUGCAGGCCCGGAGAUGUGGACGCGUAUGCAGUGGAGGUUCCACGGUCCGAGAGCGAAGGUUGGGAAGAGAUUGAAGUGGAAGACGAGUACAAUCAGGAUGAAGCGUCGUUGGAGGAAUCGUGUCUGAAGUCACAGAUAAGUGUUCCGACCGUGGUGGCGCCUCUGCCGCCCAAUUUCCUCUUUGAGAACUAUUUUGCGCUGUUCUGUCUAUUUGUGUCGAACUACUUGCCGCAUAUAGUGGCGAAACCGGACUUCAAAGAUCUGAAUUACGACAAGGAUUGGUACAGGGGAAACUCGUUGCGGAGCCCUGAUUGCAGAGUUGCGUUGGUGAGCAAAGACGACGGCGGUGAGGAGGAAGCGGAGAUCGUGCCCGAGGGCCAACUGAGCGCGGAGGAGCGCGAAUAUACGUUGCAGCCGGAACUGCUUUGGCAGUUGCAAAGAUUAUCGUGUGUGGUAAAUUCCCGAAUCUCAGAUAGGGCUUUCGUUAGGGCCAAAAUGUUUGCGAUCGCGCUGGAACCGCAGGUGCAGCGGAAGCUUGGAGAUGUUGAGCAUCUUUACGAGAUACUGCCCUCUUUCAUCAAGUCGCUGACUGUGGAUCUUGAAAUGUGCCCGGGUUUCGACGAUAACGAUGUGAGGCAGCUGUUUAUAUCGUCUGCGUUCCAUACGCCUCCAAAUCCAGACCUUCAACAGGAGCCGACUACUAAGACGUGGCUAUCUUUAUUCCAUUUCUUGCCCGAGGAGUACGAUACUAAUCUGUAUCGGAUGUUUCACAUUCUGCUCUACCCAGAAGAUACCGUUGAGGAUGGAGACGAGCAACUCCCACUGCCGGCAGCUGAAGAGAACGAGAACUCACUGUGUGAUAUUGCGCCAGUGUUAACUAUUGUGUUCGAUGAGAUGGAAGAGAACACAGACUCUGUUCCUCUAGCAGAGGGCGUCGAAAUUCCACUAGAGUUUUAUCCUCAAUUGUAUACCAAGCGGUGCAAAGAGAAGCUGAUAAUGGACAUAAUUGCGAAGAGGAAGCAAAGCCAGCUGGAUUCUAGGGCAAUACUGCAAGAGAUCGCCAAUUUGAAAAGUUUUCAAGGCAAGGAUAUUCUCAAGUUUAUCAACAGCUCGCUAGAUUAUCUGCAGAAGGAUGGUAAACCACAAGAUACCAUCGAUGCUUUGCUCAGCGUCAAGGAUUACAUAACCGAGCAAAAAACUCAAAAAAUGAACGAGUAUAAGAAACUGGCACAUCGCCUGCAAACAGAAUGGAAUUUAUCACGUCCAGAGAUUCAAGUCAUACAGACUGCCAAGGACCUCGGGCUCAUCGACGAGCCAUACCUGCUGGUCAUGGCUGUCAUAACACCCUACAUGUAUUUCUCAAGAGACCGUAACGGACAAUGGUAUUAUGUUCGCUCACGCCCACACGAACCAGGAAACCACAUCCGCGCAUGUUCAUCACCAUUGGAAGUGCAAGAUUCCAUCAAGCAAUUCACAAGGCAACCCAGCGAAUCUCCGCUCAUGUUCAUAUAUUGCAAAGAAGGUUUUAUACCGAAUGAUGAGACCGUCUGGAAGGCACUCGAAAACAACCAAGGAUGCACCAAAUUCGCCAAGGAAGACCAACUGCAACUCAACAAAAUGCGUGAUCAAUCCAGUUCAUCGAUAUCCACCACAAGCGCAUCGGCUCCACCAGCUUUAUAG